CAAAGCUCUAUUGGUAGUUUUCGUUCGUUUUCGAGGUUACAAUAUUUCGAAUUUUAUUUAAAUUUAAGUCUCUAAAUUAAUACUUUAUUUCAUCUUCAUUAUUAUUAAUAAAUGUAUUCUCAUUAACUAUUAAAAAUUUCAAAAUGUUUUUAUCUAGAUGUGCUCUACGUGCACACAAAAUAGUUAGUCAGUUAGGAUUCUGUUCUAAAAGAUCGACUGAAAUAUAUCAAAACUCGAAUUCAUUAAAAUUGAAUUCACAAAUUCUUAUUUUUAGUCGUUAUUACUGUGUUCAAUCUGAGAGAUCUUCAGAUACUUUAAAUCACGAAUCAAGUCCUACUAAAAUUUUUGAAAAUAUUGAUUAUGAAUCUAUUGCUGGAAGUGAUGAAGAAACACUAACUAAAUUAAAGCGAUUAAUACUUGAAAUUGAUUUACUUUAUGAGAGCGGUGAACAAAUACCAAGUAAUCUUAAAGUAGAUCAAUGGAAAAAUUUAUUACAGUUAAACACUCGAUCAUCACGUAUGAAACAUCUGAGGUAUUUAUUUUUAAUCGAAAAAAAAAAAGAAAAUCGCUAUGUUCGCAAACUAGAAGAACGAGCUAAACGCUUAGAACGAUAUGAAAAUCUACCUGUGAAUGAUCACAUUGAAUACGGAUUACUGAGAAAUAGUAUGUUUCACAGAAUUUAUGAAAAACAAAUGAAUUCUCUUUAUAAUUAUCGCUUAUGCGAAGCUAUGUUGUAUGGGCAAGACAUUAUUAUUGACUGCAGUUAUGAUGGGCACAUGUCUUUAAAAGAACAAACUAAUUGUGCAAAACAGUUAUUGUUAAUGUGGUCUUAUAAUCGUUUCCAUAAGGACCCUUUUAAUGUUGUAUUUUGUAAUGUUAAUAGAGAAGGUACAACAUUCAAAAGAUUAGCCAAAACAAUACCAACUAUUGAUGAACCAACAUUUCCACUUAAUUAUACUGAAAAAAGUUACUUAGAACUCUAUCCAAAAGAAAAGCUUGUUUACUUGACUCCACAUUGUAACGAACUGCUUAAAGAAUACAACCAUGAUGAUGUUUAUAUUAUUGGUGCAAUGGUUGAUAAAAUGAAAGUUGAACCAUUAUCAUUAGCCAAAGCUAAAAGAGAGAAGAUAAGAAUGGCAAAGUUGCCCCUCGAUAUAUAUUUGGAUUGGAAACAAGGGACUAAAAAUUUAACAAUUAAUCAAAUGAUUAUGAUUAUGGCAGAUUUAAAAAUAGAUAAUAAUUGGAUUAAUGCUUUAAGACAUAUACCAAGAAGAAAAAUUUUAGAAGAUAAUGCUUACCAAAGAAAACCUGUAGAAAAUAGUAACAAGUUAUCAGCAAAAAAAAUCAAAGAUAAUUUUAGAAGAAAUUCUGUAUACAAUUUAUUAUUAAAAAAAUCAUAAAAACAA
This is a messenger RNA of Sipha flava (yellow sugarcane aphid), 1406 nucleotides long. It is a transcript of the gene rswl, whose product is annotated as mitochondrial ribonuclease P protein 1 homolog. Gene Ontology annotation, cellular component: nucleoplasm; mitochondrion; nucleus. The record is from RefSeq and is a predicted model, not a curated record. The coding region runs from base 144 to 1400 and encodes 418 amino acids. The transcript is spliced from 3 exons. Gene Ontology annotation, molecular function: tRNA binding. Gene Ontology annotation, biological process: positive regulation of mitochondrial translation; mitochondrial tRNA 5'-end processing. NCBI's taxonomy places the organism in Eukaryota, Metazoa, Arthropoda, Insecta, Hemiptera, Aphididae.